UACGUCAUUUCCCAGCCCAACCCAACCCCAAAAAAAACUUACAGGGAAAAAACGUUGGAUUGUCAUUCGGGAGGUGAACGAACUCCUUUUAAUUUUUAGACUGCAACAUUACUAAACGAAGAUUGCAAAUUAAUUAUUUUUUCGGAUACCACGCGAACUCCUGAGUUCGGAAACAGUAAAAUAAAAUAAUUUUAAAAAGUUUUUUUGGGUGUUCGCCGAGUUCUAUAGUUUUUGGGACUAUUUUUUGUCUCCUGGAGGAAACCGGAUCUCCGCUCAGGCGACUCAAAGCAGAACCUCAAGCCCCUGAACGACUGAGAAAGGGGAGAGAGAAAAGAGAAAAGGAGGAAGAACGAAAACAGAACAGACUGGGAAAUAAGUGGAACUAACAACUUAAAACAAAACAAAACCGGCAGACCAGAUUUAAUAUCAAACCGAAAGAAAACACAACAGCUGAUUACUCAGACAAGCACACAGAUACAAAGAGACGUCGAUCAACACGUAACUGCAUUUAGACAAAUAGAGACAUUCUCAAUAUCAACACAAAGAACCUGUACCGUGACUGACUCACAAACUGAUACUGACGUGUAUAAAGUAAUUCGAAUUGUAAUACUGUAGAUGCAGACUAGACUGGGGAAUAUAUUGUAUACAUUUGCUCUUCCGAGAUCGAUGUGUGUAGCUGGCAGUCUCAAACUGACAGGCGAUAGGUUUUAGCUGUAGAGACAGAAACACUGUUAAUUUAUAACUGAAUAUCAGAACAGUUAUGAAUAGGAUUGGUUAAAAGAAGGAAAGAAAGACUCCACUGAAAGGCGAUUUUCCUUUGAUCCAGUGACACACACAGGCACGCUCCUCAGUUUGAAGAGCUCUGCUGGUCUCUGAGGUGAGCUCUGCCCGGUGCAGCUUCCCCCUCAAGGCGACACACAGAUGCUCCGCGUGGACAGAUUGUGAGUCCGUGCAGCCUGGUACAAGUCCAGACGGGUUCAUUGGCUCCCGGCACGCUUGUGGUCUGAAAUACCGACACGAACUGAGACCGAAGAAGCGAGAGGCAGAGAGACGCGGACGCGACCAGACGAGACACAGAAAGAGCAGAGAUGCCGAUUCUCAAGCCUUCCCGUAGCCAUAGCGACGGCGUGGGCGGGGCUAACUCCUUCCGCCGCCCCCGAUUGGACCCCACCAUGAUCUCUGCCCCCUUGGGAGACUUCAGACACACCAUGCAUGUGGGGAGGGGCGGAGACGCCUUCGGGGACACCUCCUUCCUGUCCAAUCACGGGCCGGCACCCAAGUCCACACCCCCUGUGCCGGACCCCGUUCACCAGCCAGGCAAAGCUGCCAUGACAACAACGACCAACAACAACAACAAUGACAGAGGUAACAAUGGAAACAGCUACGAUUCCACCACACCAAGCGUGGCUGCUGGAAGCUACGCAGCCUCUAUGGAAGCUGGGAGGGCUGUUGACUCACCCAAUAUGGCUGCCAGUGGAUACAGCAAUGGCCCCUCCCACCCUCCUCUCAAACACUCUGAGUCCAUCUCCUCCUUCAGCCUCGACUUGGAUCUGGGGCCCUCCAUGUUAGGGGAAGUUUUAGGGGUGAUGGAAAGAGAUGACCAGGUCGACACAUGGGCGGGGCUUAUCGGCAAAGAGGCGGGGCUAGAACCGGGCAGUAAAACUAAGUGGGAGGGAACUGGGGGAGAGGGAGUUCAAGGAAAUGGGGAAGGGGGAGGGGGAGGGGAGAGGUCUAGAGCAGAGAUAGGGUCAGUCCGAGAAACUGAUUCGACAAACGGAAUUCCCAGCUCCCAAGAUGACACCCCUUGUGAAAGCCAAGACCACACCCCCAGGAACGGAAGCCACGCCUCUUCGGUGAGCUCAGAGUAUGAAGGGGUGAGUGAGGGAGAGAGGGAGAGAGAGAGGCAGCCCAAGCUUGGAGGGGGUGAAAUGCUGAGGGCUAGUUUGCAUAAGAAGCCCCCUCUGGAUCUAUCAGAUUCGGAGGAGGAAGAGGAUGGGCAGGGCUACGUGUUCGAAGAUGAUUUUGACGAUGAGAUCGGCCUAUAGGAGACCUGCUUUGUUUUUUUUUGUUUUUUUUAGUGGGCGGGUUAAAAAAAAAAUACAAAAUAUGAAACUGUGGACUUUCAAAGUUGUCAAUCCUUUAUUUUUUUUGGUGCCAUUUCUCAACGGCAUUUCUGGACUAAUAGUUAAGGAUGUAUGGUGGGGGGUGUGGUUACUUUUUUACAAAAUUUCUGGGGGAAACCUCUGUAACCAUCAUCUUCCCAUGUAUGACCACUUUAUUGGAAACUAGGUUGACUUUUUUAAAGUCCUCUGCAGCCAUCAUCUUCCCACAGUGGUCACAAGUUGCUUCAUUCCAACCAAACCUAUCGACUUACAGUAGACAGAGCAGUAGUUCUACAAUCCUUUCCACUCCACUUUAACUCGCACCUUUUUCACUGCCUCCCUCAUCACUGGAUACAGUUGAAGUAGCAGUCGUUACGAUUUAACAAAAAAUAAUACGGGUGUAAGACUACCAUGGGACUGAUUCACCUGCCAUAGCACUGUCAAUAGCACACCAUGGGGCUGAUUAACCUGCCAUAGCACUGUCACUAGCACACCAUGGGACUGAUUCACCUGCCAUAGCACUGUCACUAGCACACCAUGGGGCUGAUUCACCUGCCAUAACACUGUCAAUAUGGUGUAGGGCUGCCAUUUUUAUAUACCAUAAAGCAGAAUACAUAUCAGGGAUGUAUACAAAACCUAAUCCAUCACAGGACAGUAUGUGCUACAUAAUGCCGGUAUUCCCAAAUUAUUUGACCACAAUUGUAUCCGAAAUUGUUAAUACCACACCCCCCCCCCCCCAUUAAUAAAAACCUCCAAUGUAAUACUUUUCUGAAGUAUAUGUUAUAUAUAUAUAUGUUAUUUGUUUGUGUGUAUGUCUGUAUAAGUUUAUAUAAAAACACUAAUCGCAUGAACAAAUGUAUAUAGUUGGUAAGAAAUGUUUCUUUCGUUUUCUUCUCUUCAAUUGUUAUUAUCCUCUUGUCAUCUUAAAACACAGAAGUCAAGUAAAACUUUAUAUAAAGACCACCUCAGUCUGAAGGCCACUUUCUGUUCCUAUUGACAACAAUGCAAAGCCAGCUUCAAUAGUAACACUAUCCCCUCUAUUCAGUAAUAAGACCACCCCCUCUAUUCAUUAAGACAACCCCCCAUAUUCAAUAUUAAGAUAUGAGGAAGGCUGUUUUCCCCCCUCCCCUUCAUCUCCCCUGUCUUUCUCUGCCUUCUCCUCCUCCUCCCCUCUCUCUCCUCUUGUUAGGAAUAUAAGAAACCACAUUUGUUUCUAAUGAAAUCCUUUAUAUAUAUAUAUAUAAAAAAUAUAUUUUUCUAAAACAAAAACGUUCCAAAAAAAUUGUAAAAAAACAUUGGAGUGUUUUUCUCCGUUUUUUUUAACCAAUAUACUUUUGUUCUGCAUAUCUUUAAAAAGUUUAUUUUUAAAGUUAUUCUCUGACAUUCCUCUGAGUUUUGCUGUAUCUCAAUUAAAAAUGUUUAUCUGUUCAGUGCAA
Acipenser ruthenus (sterlet) is the source of this 3538-nucleotide messenger RNA. RefSeq names its product cdc42 effector protein 4-like. NCBI's taxonomy places the organism in Eukaryota, Metazoa, Chordata, Actinopteri, Acipenseriformes, Acipenseridae. The transcript is spliced from 3 exons. The record is from RefSeq and is a predicted model, not a curated record. The coding region runs from base 1089 to 2045 and encodes 318 amino acids.